AUGGCGCCGCGCUUCUCCCUCCCAUUCAGUCCUGUUCGCGAGCGGCCACGAAGUACAACUCCCCCUUUCUGAGACGUCAGAGAGGGAUCGUGUUAUUUAAAGAUUGUAUCAAGCGAGAAACAAAGUUCGCGGAGAGACCGUGUGGCCUUGCAGCUUCUGCCAGCGGGACUUGUACGUUUCUUCAGCGCCGGUGUCUGGAUACUGCGCCCGCAGAGAUAUGCCCCAAACCAUAACCCUGAAUGGACCCUCACCUUGGGGUUUUCGGCUCGUGGGUGGAAGGGAUUUUAGCACACCAUUAACCAUUUCGCGGAUCACGCCAGGAAGCAAGGCGGCGCUGGGCAACCUGUGUCCUGGGGACCACAUUCUAGCCAUCAACGGCGACGGCACAGAGACCAUGACCCACAUGGAGGCUCAGAACAGGAUCAAGGCCUGCAGCGCACAGCUCGUCCUGGCCAUCAACAGGACAGAUGGAAAGGUCUGGUCCCCAACUGCGCCUACUGACGACAAAACAAGUCCUUUCAGGGUAUGCCAGGAGGCAGAGCUACAGGAUUUCCGGCCCAUUGGGAGCAUUAGCAACAGAAAGCCAGCACAAUAUCCCACCGACCCCCCCCUGAAUAAUGGCAGCUGGAAAGCGAGCCCCCAGUACAAUAACCCGGCUGGACUCUACGCCAACAACAACGGGGACCGGAGCCUGUCGAGGCAGAUGAGUGGCCUGUCUUUCAGCUCCCGCCAGAGCCCCGAGCCGCCAGUGCUCUCCCCGACCAACCGCAAUGGCUUCGACACCGAGUCUGAGGUCUAUAAGAUGCUGCAGGACCCCGCCGAGCCCAUCUCCGAGCCCAAACAGUCCGGAUCUUUCCGGUACCUCCAGGAAAUACUACAGGCUGAAGAUGGAGGUAUUUCCCCGACAGACCGACCCGGCAGGACUGUGAUCCCGGUCCGGUCGCCAGUACCCCGGCUGUCCAGUCCCAUCAACACCCCUCUGCCCGGCCUGCAGAAGCUGCCCCUGUGCACCCGCUGCGGGAACGGCAUCGUGGGUACCAUAGUGAAGGCCCGAGACAAGCUCUACCACCCCGACUGCUUCAUGUGUGACGACUGCGGCCUGAACCUGAAGAAGAGGGGCUACUUCUUCAUCGAGGAGAAUCUGUACUGUGAGAACUGCGCGAAAGCACGCGUGCAGCCGCCCGAGGGCUACGACGUCGUCGCCGUCUACCCCAACUCCAAAGUGGAGCUAGUCUGAGGAGGCAUCCCUCCAACUCACGCCUGUCAUUCCCGUUCGUUUUUUUUUUUUUAACUCACAAUGUUUCACUGUGCACUGCAUGUCCUAACGGCACGGCAGACGGCGAUACGGUUUAACGAAAGCAGCCAAUAAAACUUUCCGUGGUCAUUCUCCAUUCCUACUCUGUUGUACUUAAGGCACAAUAUCCUUGCUAAGAUGGUAUGAAUCUUCGCGGACUUUGUUCUGUUUUCGAAAACUCCUGAGGUUUUUCGGAUAGGUCAUUUCAGCUCAAAGUACUAAAGCAGGAACUUCAUUUUCCGUAGCCUUAGCACUUCUGCGGUGGUAGUUAUUUUUUUUUAUACUAGUUUUAAUAUGCCGUGUAUGGCUCAUAAAGUAUGAAGGCCGUUUCUUGGAGGUGAUGAGUGAAUCGUUAAGGACACAGAACACCGGAGGAGGAGAGCCUGAUGUAUACAGGAAGGAAGUCAGGGUUCUCGCAGCUUCAACGCAGUCUCAGAGUAGUCAUUACAGUGGCAAGUGUUGAAAUACAUUUCACUGCUUCUCAAACUUUGGAAAACUGUGGGGAAUUGGGACAAGACACAGAUGGGGGGGGGGGGGGGAAGACACUCUUUCAAAUGUCUGUCCAUGGACCAAUAAACAUGUGGAAAUAAUAUUAAUUAGUUUCGGUUUCGGCGAAGUUAUCAGUACUGGCGAAACGACAGGCUCAUUUUGAAACAUCAUUUUACUGUUAAUGUAAAAUGUCACGGUCAGCGCCUCUAAGAAUAUUAGGUUCCACUGCUAGUGAUUUGGAGUAACUUUUCAAAUUUCAUUACAGAAUUUGGUUUUCUUUGGAUUUUAUCCACAACAGCAGCUGCGUUAAAUUGAAUUUUAGUGGUCUGGUAGGUGAAGUUUGUAAAAUAUUUUGAUUGUAUUUUAAAAAGGAAAAGGUAUUUUUCUAUGGGCGAGCAGGUUGCUGAAAAAACUGUAUUCUGACAGAACAUUUUUGCUUGCGGUAAUGCCUCAUUAGAUUAACCCCUGCCUCUUCCCAGUAGCACCAGUAUAGGGAGAUCGAUGCCAAGAGUUCUGUAAAUUGUAUGGAAUGAUGUGUUUUCUAACAUAUUGAGUAUUGUAUAUAUUUGUUAAUUGUUUGCUGCAAGUUUGUUUUUUUUUUUCUUAUCGCAAAACAAUAAACUGUCAUCGUUUGCUUCACAAA
This is a messenger RNA of Brienomyrus brachyistius, 2426 nucleotides long. RefSeq names its product PDZ and LIM domain protein 4-like. The record is from RefSeq and is a predicted model, not a curated record. Gene Ontology annotation, molecular function: actin binding; muscle alpha-actinin binding. Gene Ontology annotation, cellular component: stress fiber; filamentous actin; adherens junction. NCBI's taxonomy places the organism in Eukaryota, Metazoa, Chordata, Actinopteri, Osteoglossiformes, Mormyridae. Gene Ontology annotation, biological process: muscle structure development; heart development; actin cytoskeleton organization.